AUGUUUACAACACAACCAUCAACGGAGUCUCAUACUCCAUACAGUACCACAACAGAAAUGUCUACAACACAACCAUCAACAGAUUCUAGUACUCCAGACAGUACCACAACAAAAAUUUCUACAACAGAUUCUAAUACUCCGUACAGUACCACAACAGAAAGUCCUGAAGCACAACCAUCAACAGUUUGCAAUACUCCAGGGUGUACCACAACAGAAGUACAUACAACACAACCAUCAUCUGGUAGUAAUAUUCCAGAUAGUGCCACAACAGUAUUUCCAACAACACAACUAUCAACAGAUUCUAAUCCAGACAUUACCACAGCAGAAAUUUCCAGAACCCAACCAUCAACAGAUUCUAAUACUCCAGAGAUAAUCACAGGAGACAUUUCUACAACACAAUCAUCAGCAGAUUGUAAUAUUGCCGAGAGUACCGCAAAAGAAAUUUCCACAACGCAACCACCAACAGAUUGUAAUGAUUCAGUGUGUACCACAACAGAAGUUUCUACAACACAGUCAUCUACACCAAACUGUGACACUCCAGAAUGUAUCACAAAAGCAAGUUCUCCCACACAACUAUCUACUCCUGAGAAUACCGCAACAGAAAUUCUUGCAGCCCAGCUAACAACAUCAGACUGUAGUACCCCAGAGUGUAUCGCAGCAAGUGCUUCUCUGACAGAACCUUUUACACCAAAUUCUGAUAUCCCAGGUAGUACCACAGCAGAAAGUUCUACAACACUAUCAUCAACAGAUUGUAAUAAUCCAGUGAGUUCCGCAAGAGAUCUUUCUGCAACGCAGCCAAAUGUCUCAGACUUCAAAACCCCAACGAGUGCCACAACAGAAUUUACUACAACACAGCAACAUACACCUAAUUGCGAUACUCCAGAGAGUACCACAACAGAAUUUUCUGCCACACAGACCUCUACUGAGUAUAAUACUCCAGAGAGCAUCAUAUCAGAGAGUUCUACAACACAGCCAACUACGCUAAAUUGUGAUACUCCAGAGAGCACUCCAGCAACAAAUUCUGUCACACAUUCAUCUACAGAUUAUAAUACUCCUGAGAGUACCACAACUGUAAGUUUUCCAACACAACUAACUACAGCAGCCUAUACUACUCCAGAGAGUAUCACAACUGAAAGUUCAAUGCACUCAAAUACUCCAGGUUGUGGUACUCCACUGGGUACCCCAGCAGAAAGUUCUACAACACAGCCCACUAAAUCUGAAGUUAAUACUCCUGAUAGGACCAUAAUAAAAUCUAAUCCUGCAACUUUUCUUACCUCAGAGAGUAUUAUGAUGACAGCCGUUACACUGCAGCCAACUACUCCUGAAUAUGUACCACGUCAAUCUACAAUAGAAUAUGAUACUGCAAUGAGUAUUGUUACGCAACCAAAACCUCCUGAUUGUAUUUCAUUCAAGAUUACACAGCCACAAGAAACCAACGAGGAAAGGAGCAGUGUACGACAGUCAAGUACAUCUGAUGGUAACACUGUAAGGAGUACUCUACCCAAACAAACGAGUCCAGAAAGUAAUAUAGCUAUAACCACUAAAAACGAGCCGGUUAUAUCAGAACGAGGUACUCUGAAGAGCACCACACCACAGUCUACUAUUUUAGAAGUCAAUACUCCAAAGAGUACAACAUUAGAGACAACUAUAGCAGAAUAUAUUACAUCAAGGAGUUCUGUAUUACCACAAACUACACAGGAGUAUCAUACAUCAAAGAGUACAACAUCACUGCCAAAGACACCAAUAUGUAAUACAUCAGUGAGUACUUUGGAGAAUACUCUGAAAGAAAAUAAUAGCACACCUGAGAGCACUCCGCAGCUAAGUACACAUAACUAUAGUGCCCCAGGAGGGACUAUGACAUGGAAAGAAAUCCCUCCGUCACGGCCCUCUACCCACGAGUAUAUGGAGUAUGUAAAAGAAGCGAGCUCUACUCCUGAUGUAGGGAGUAGCUCAGGGAAGACGAGUACUAUGCGGAGUAUUUCAUUAGCACCAGAUAUGCCAAAAUGUAAUUUCUUAAGACAUAUAAAACCUCAUCUAAUCGCACGACGCCAUAAUGAAGCAACGUCGAGAAAUCCAAGUAAAAUGGCUGCUCCAGGUUUGUAUAGUGAAGUGCUCAUGUUGUUGUUGAUGAUGAUGAUGUUGGUGAUGUUAGUCUUGUGCUUGAUUUUGUUUUUGUUGAUGGCGCAGAAUAUUGUUGUUGAAGUUGUGUUAGUAGAAGAUUUAGUUGAAUGA
Molecule: messenger RNA, 2232 nt
Organism: Octopus bimaculoides (California two-spot octopus)
Lineage: Eukaryota; Metazoa; Mollusca; Cephalopoda; Octopoda; Octopodidae
Source: RefSeq, a predicted model, not a curated record